AUGUCAAAGGAUCUCGGCAGCACUCCGGCUUGGAAGUUGGAUGAGUUCAUAGAGGAUCACCUCCUUGGGGACACCACCUUCCUUACUGAGAUCAGAGCAGACAUCAGCUUCUUAAAUGAUUUCCUGAUAGAGAGAUGCUUCCAAGGUGCCACCCACCGUCUGAGGGUCUCCAGGGUUGUGAUGGGCGGCUCCUAUAACCAAUACACUGUGCUCAAAGGCAGGUCAGAGGUCAACCUAAUGGUGUUCUUUAACAAUUUCACCAGCUUUGAGAAUCAGUUAAAGCGACGGGGAGAGUUCAUUGAGGAAAUUCGGAAACAACUGUUUCAGCUGCAGCAAGAGAAAGAAUUCAAAGGGAAAUUUGAGAUCCAGAGCUCAGAGAAGCCCAACUCCAGGUCUCUGAGCUUCAAACUGAGCUACCCCCAGUUCCAGCAGGAAGUAGAAUUUGAUGUACAGCCAGCCCGUGAUGCCCUGUGGAGGCUCUCGAAUAUCCUCAUGAGGGGACAUUCUGUCAUGGAGAAAUGGCACGUGGCUCUACCGGACCUGGGACUACACCCCUGGAAAACUGGCUACUGA
This is a messenger RNA of Mastomys coucha (southern multimammate mouse), 573 nucleotides long. RefSeq names its product inactive 2'-5' oligoadenylate synthetase 1C-like. Gene Ontology annotation, molecular function: double-stranded RNA binding; nucleotidyltransferase activity. The transcript is spliced from 3 exons. Gene Ontology annotation, cellular component: cytosol; membrane; nucleoplasm. Bases 1 to 573 code for a protein of 190 amino acids. Lineage: Eukaryota; Metazoa; Chordata; Mammalia; Rodentia; Muridae. Gene Ontology annotation, biological process: negative regulation of viral genome replication; defense response to virus; regulation of ribonuclease activity. The record is from RefSeq and is a predicted model, not a curated record.